GAAUGUGAUUAAAAAUAACUUUCAAAAAGCUGCAAAUCUACUCGUCAAAGUAGAGUCGGCAGCAGCAACUGGUGGCUUUGUGGGACUCAGCAGAUUAUACAGUACUCAAAACCAAACCACAGCAACAACAAGCGCAACAGGGAAAACACGUAAAAUGGUGGUUAAGCUCAACGAACAGGAACGUGCCGAGAAGCUGCAGCCACUGCUGGACGCUGGCUGGACAUUGGUGGAUGGUCGCGAUGCCAUUUACAAGCAGUUUGUCUUGAAGGACUUCAAUCAGGCGUUCAGUUUCAUGACUGGCGUGGCCCUUCUUGCCGAGAAAAUAAACCAUCAUCCGGAGUGGUUUAAUUGCUACAACAAAAUCAACGUCACUCUCUCCACUCAUGACGUGGGCGGCUUGAGCUCCCAGGACAUUCGAAUGGCCAACUACUUUGAAAAGCAGGCUGAUUUGUUGAAAUAAUUCAUAUUUUUUGCAUUCUCUAUGGUAAUCUAAUAAAUACUCAGCCCAAUGUGGACUUGCUAAAGA
Messenger RNA from Drosophila guanche, 526 nucleotides. RefSeq names its product pterin-4-alpha-carbinolamine dehydratase (gene Pcd). The coding region runs from base 155 to 460 and encodes 101 amino acids. Gene Ontology annotation, molecular function: 4-alpha-hydroxytetrahydrobiopterin dehydratase activity. Gene Ontology annotation, biological process: tetrahydrobiopterin biosynthetic process. The transcript is spliced from 2 exons. The record is from RefSeq and is a predicted model, not a curated record. Lineage: Eukaryota; Metazoa; Arthropoda; Insecta; Diptera; Drosophilidae.